Molecule: messenger RNA, 1113 nt
Organism: Podarcis raffonei (Aeolian wall lizard)
Lineage: Eukaryota; Metazoa; Chordata; Lepidosauria; Squamata; Lacertidae
Exons: 2
Coding region: 52-801 (249 amino acids)
Source: RefSeq, a predicted model, not a curated record
AUUGCCGGAAGAAAUAUCAACAACCUCAGAUAUGCAGAUGACACAACCUUGAUGGCAGAAAGUGAGGAGGAAUUAAAGAACCUUUUAAUGAGGGUGAAAGAGGAGAGCGCAAAAUAUGGUCUGAGGCUCAACAUCAAAAAAACGAAGAUCAUGGCCACUGGUCCCAUCACCUCCUGGCAAAUAGAAGGGGAAGAAAUGGAGGCAGUGAGAGAUUUUACUUUCUUGGGCUCCAUGAUCACUGCAGAUGGUGACAGCAGCCACGAAAUUAAAAGACGCCUGCUUCUUGGGAGAAGGGCAAUGACAGGCCUAGACAGCAUCUUGAGAAGUAGAGACGUCACCUUGCCAACAAAGGUCCGUAUAGUUAAAGCCAUGGUUUUCCCAGUAGUGAUGUAUGGAAGUGAGAGCUGGACCAUAAAGAAGGCUGAUCGCCGAAGAAUUGAUGCUUUUGAAUUAUGGUGCUGGAGAAGACUCUUGAGAGUCCCAUGGACUGCAAGAAGAUCAAACGCAUCCGUUCUUAAUGAAAUCAGCCCUGAGUGCUCACUGGAAGGACAGAUCGUGAAGCUGAGGCUCCAGUACUUUGGCCACCUCAUGAGAAGAGAAGACUCCCUGGAGAAGACACUGAUGCUGGGAAAGAUGGAGGGCACAAGGAGAAGGGGGCGACAGAGGAUGAGAUGGUUGGAUAGUGUUCUCGAAGCCACAAACAUGAGUCUGACCAAACUGCGGGAGGUAGUGGAGGACAGAGGUGCCUGGCGUGCUCUGGUCCAUGGGGUCACGAAGAGUCGGACACGACUAAACGACUAAACAACAACAACAACUAACAAUAAUCUUUCAAGCGGAGUAAUCAGUAGUUGCAUCCCACUGACCUCCAGUCAUUUGCCCUCCAUCCGAUCAUACGAAAGGUGGAGCAGGACCUCGGAAGUGGGGAUCCUGGCUCAGCAUCCAAGGACUCCCAACCUGCAAAGUCAGGGUUCAAGAUUGUUCAGGGAAGCUAUGCCCAUACAGCCAGGCUUCCUGCCUUAGACCUGCUUUAUCCCCAGGGUGGUGUGGGUGGCAGGGACAUUUAUGCAGUCCCCUCACUUGCCUUCCCCUUACAUCUCAUAGAAGCACAACCCC